AAAUAAGACGCCGUAGCGCCGGUAUACCUGUAUCUAGCCUGUAUCUACUACGCAACUUCCGCUAACUCGCUGCUGAGCAAAAUGGACGCCUUUGUGUCUGUUUUCCUCGUAUUCACACUAUAAAUACUGUUUUCCCCGCGAUGCACUACCUUUGACAUGGCGAUGUUUACGCGGUGCCGUGAGAAACGUGAGUGAAAAUCGUGCCGUGCCACGAAGUUAAGUGCAUUCCCUGGUGAUCGACGAGAAAACGUAUCCAACCAAAUAGGCCACAACCACGGAUGACAAUUGAGCGAAUAUCUUUCUCGACGAAAACUUUUGCGAGCAUAUUCGGACGGAAAGGCCCGUUGUUUUCCCUAGACAUGUAAAUAUCGAUGAUUUAUGCGCGUUGAACGGCACGGGCUUCAUGGAUAAUGAUACACCUCCCGCCAAAAUUCCAUUCACUGCUCGCAUUCUGCAAUAUAAAUAAUCGUUCUGCAUAGUUCGAAUUACAUUCAGUUGGGAGAUCUCCAGUACGUAGCAUCGUUCCUGAGGCCAUGUUAUCAUAUGUAUGAUGUUGGAUGGUAGUUGUUUGUCGACUGAAGGUAAUAAUAACAACUUUAUGUGAUCCUAGUGAUAGUAAUAUGGAAUUGAAAAUGGAUUCUAUCAAUGCUGUAAUGCCAGAACAAGUCAAAUUCAAGAUGAACGGGGUUAUACCGAGUGUGCCAAUCACAACUCUCGCUGGUAUCGCGAGUCUCACCGACUUGUUACCUGAAAUGCCCCUUCCAACACCGCUGCCGCAGACUUUGACUAACAAGUCGCUUCUGUUUCAUCCACGAGUAGCAGAGGAAGCACAAAUAUUGCUGAGUGUUCGCAAUGAGAACUUAGUGCCCCAGUUAAUAUUAUCAUUAUCGCAAACGUCAUCCGAUCACAUUGAACUAAAAGACAAUUACGCAAAUACUGAACAGCCUUUAGAAACUGAGCAAAAUACUCCGGAAUUGCUUAAGGCGAUUUUACAAAUAAAUCCGCACGUGUUUAAGGGCCCCCAAUAUAAUUCGCCACGAAACUGGACCCAAGGUACGAUGCACAGCAACCAAACAUCCGCCAACUAUGGACGGUUCUCGCCAUCUUACUCGAGUUCUUCGGGAUCGAGACAAACGCCGCAAGGUAGUCCAGCUCAUCCUGCCGCUGCCAGAACCGUACUCCCUCCGCCAGCCGGUAUAAAUCCUCUGCCCAACAUGACUCCACAGCCAAAUAUGUAUUCUCCAGCACACAUGAGUUCCCCUGGGACGCCGUUGACGUCUCUGGGUAACGUAACGCCUCAACACCACAAUAUGGCUGGUAUGACGCCUCAACACAAUAUGCAUAUAGCAUCUCCUAUGCGCGCUAACAUGCCUUUGCAACAGCACCAGCCCGUUAAUAUUCAGCAAAACAUGUUCGAUCCUCUGAUGAAUCAACAAGUACAUCAUCCAUUAGGGACUCCUCAACCGAUGGACAUAAGUAGUACGGUGCAGGAGAGCCAACAGUUUCUGCUCGAUCCGGUAACAGGUCUUCCCGACAUUGAUAUACCAAUCGAAAACAUCGAGGCGAAACAAAAUAUGGACAAUACGACGCAGCAUCUAAUGUCAACGACACAGACUACGUCUUAUCCGACCAUGGACUCCAGCGAUAUAGUCAAUACUUUAAACGCCAAUCCAACACCGACGAUACAACAUCAGCAGAACAAUAAUUCAGAGAAAGCGGUGAAGCUACCCGGUCCGGUACCGGAGAAAUUAAAGGAACCGGUUGUCAUGUUAGAUAGACUAUCUCUAGCAGAUCAAGCUCUGAUGCAGAAGAGUUUAGCCGCGUUCGCCGAAAAAUCUCCGAGUCGGGCCGCGAAGAUGGGGAUUUCCAAUCGAGAGGAGGUGAAGUCCGAAUCGGAGAGCGAGGAGGAGAUCGGUAAGAACAACAAAUAUUUCAAAGCACGGGCGAAAGAACGUCAAGUCCAGAGGGAAAAGGAGAAAGCUGAAAGGAAAAAGGCCGAAGAUAAGACGCGUAGGCGAAGGAGGGUACUAGACGACGACGAAGAGGAGGAUAAGAAAGAGCUGCUGCUUACACCUUCGAAACCAAAAAUCAGAAAAAUAGAGAAGAAACUCGUCCCCGUGUUAGCUAAACUCAGCGUCGAAGAGCUGAUGGAAACCAACACCUAUCAACGUUUCAAUUCAACUAUCGAAACGAUAUUUGAAAACACAGAAGACUUUAUAACCAGCCCGGAAUUGGAAGACGACGGUGAUGUGCCUCCAGAAUUGUUAAUUCCUAAGUAUCAGUUACACGAUUUAUGUACCGAAGCGGCGAAGCUGAAAGCUCUAGGUGCGAUGGAAUCCAUUCCCGCGGAUCGGUUGGUUAGACUGUUGAACAUAUUGGAGAAAAAUAUUCGGGACGGGGCGAAAGUGUCACCGCUCGCUGACCCGGACGACGACGUCGAGGAGAGUCGGCUAUGGAUGCAGUUAGCUAUGGAAAGGGUACAACGCGCGGUAGACGCGUCUCUGAUCGCGUUGCACAUCAUGACCUCUAGCAACAUGCCGAAGAUGGUUUACCUAGAGGACGUGAUCGACAGAAUAGUUCUUUUUAUGAAAUUUCAAUUGCAGAACACUAUUUAUCCCUCUUUCGAUCCUGUUUACAAGAUAGAUGCUAAAAAAAAGACUGACAGUUAUAAUUCUAGUGGUCGUAAGAAACGGGGUCACAUGAAGGAAGUCCGCGAGAAAAGUAUCCUUCAGGUUUAUAACAAGAUGCACGAGUUGGUCGGACUUCUCGCCGAGUUACUGAACAUACAGGUUUUAACGGACACGAGUGUCCUGCACGCGUCUACGCUGGGCGUUGCACCUUUUUUCGUUGAGUCUGUUAGCGACCUUCAGUUGAGCGCUUUGAAAUUGGUUACAGUUAUAUUCACGAAGUACGAGAAACACAGGAGAUUAUUAUUAGACGACAUUUUGGCAUCCAUAGCACGACUUCCGAGCAGCAAAAGAAGCUUGAGAACGUACAGGUUAAAUUCCGAAGAUCAUAUACAGAUGUUAACAGCCUUGGUGUUGCAGCUGAUCCAGUGCGUGGUGGUAUUGUCAGACAAUAUACUCCCCCAGCCAAAGAAGCCGCAGGAGGAGGAGGAGAAGAAAGAGGAGAAAAAGGCGAGUCACGUUGACGCGGACGUAUUGAUCAUAAAUAAGUACGAGACGGCUACGAGGAUAGCUGGCAAUUUUUUAACCGUGUUCCUGAACAAGUGCGGCAGUAAAGGGGAGGAGAUCGAUUACAGGCCGUUGUUCGAAAAUUUUGUCCAAGAUCUGCUGGCCACCGUUAACAAGCCAGAAUGGCCAGCGGCCGAGUUGCUGUUGAGUCUGCUGGGGAAUUUGCUGGUGGGUCAUUUUUCCAACAAGAGCUCCGACAUGGCCCUCAGGGUGGCGUCCAUCGAUUACCUCGGCGUUGUCGCGGCCAGAUUAAGAAAGGACGCGGUCAGCUCCCAAUGCAAAUUAUCCACGAUCGAUCAGAUCAUAAAGGACAUCAAGAUCGAGCAGCAGAAAGAUUCCGACUACGAUCAGGUGAAGGAUAAGGAGAUACCGGGCUUGAGCGAGGACGAGGAAAGGACGGUUUUUUUACAGAAAGUACUUUUGGAUUAUCUGGCUGUAAAUGGCACGAAGGAUUCGGCUCUGGGCUACGCUCGUCAUUUUUAUUUGGCCCAGUGGUACAGGGACUGUGCGGUGGAGAAGUCGAGGGUGGGUCAGACGAAGAACAGCCCGGGCAAAAAGAUCCACAAGAAGAGGGUGAAAAAGAAAAACAAGCAUCACUCGAGCGAUCAAGAAUCCGAGUCGGAGAUAGACGAGCCGGACCCGGACGAGAACGAAAAUAACGAGCAGAAGUACUCGGAAGCCUACAGAAUAAUAGAGGAGAAAAAGAAGUACAUUAUAAGUAGAAUAAGGCCGUACAGCACUGGUACGAAGCCGGAUAUUCUUCAGACUUACAUCGACUACAAUUCGGCGGAGCUUAUAUCGCAAUAUCUAGCCUCUAAGAGGCCAUUCUCGCAAAGUUUCGACAGGUAUCUCAAGCAGAUCCUUCAUGUCCUGACGGAGUCGUCGAUCGCGAUCAGGACAAAAGCCAUGAAGUGCUUGACGAUGAUCGUUGAAGCUGAUCCAAGCGUGCUGGCGCGAGUAGACAUGCAGUUGGGGGUGAAACAUUCGUUUUUAGAUCACGCGACGUCUGUGCGCGAAGCAGCCGUCGAUUUGGUAGGGAAAUUCGUACUAAGUAGGCCCGAAUUAAUAGAUAAAUACUAUGAUAUGUUAUCGGCCAGGAUUCUAGAUACUGGCGUGAGCGUGCGGAAACGCGUGAUCAAAAUUUUAAAGGAUAUCUGUAUGGAGUGCCCGGACUUCCCUAAGAUCCCAGAGAUCUGCGUGAAGAUGAUCAGACGGGUGAACGACGAGGAAGGUAUUAGGAAAUUAGUUAUGGAGGUGUUUCAGAACAUGUGGUUCACACCGGUUAGAGAACGUCCCACUCUCGAUUCUGAGUCGUUGUUGAGAAAGGUGAUGAACAUCACGGAUGUAGUGGCAGCUAGUAAAGACAUGGGUCUUGAAUGGUUUGAACAGCUGCUGGUUAGUUUGUUCAAGCCUAAAGAGGAUAAAGAAGAUAGUACAAAGAUGCUAAUGGAACCGCCGAAGGCGUUGUUGACAGCGUGCAAACAAAUCGUGGAUUGUUUGAUCGAGAACGUACUUCGAUUGGAAGAGACCAACCUGGAAGAGUCCGAGAAGUCGGAGAAGAAGGGAUCUUCUCAACGACUGGUCGCUUGCUUGACAACCUUGUAUCUAUUCGCGAAGAUACGACCGCAAUUGCUAGUCAAUCACGCGAUCACGUUACAGCCUUACCUAAGUUUAAAGUGUCAGACGCAGGGAGAUUACCAGAUCAUCAGCAGCGUGGCGCACACCCUCGAGCUGGUCGUACCACUGAUGGAGCAUCCGAGCGAAACUUUUUUAGCGCAGCUCGAGGAAGAUUCGGUGAAGCUGAUAUUGCAGCACGACAGAUCGGUGGUGGCCAGCUGUCUCUCGUGUUUAGGAUCCAUAGUUAACAACGUGACCAGAAAUUUUAAGUUAAUUCGAGACUGCUUUAAGAAAUAUUACGGUCACUUGACCGAGUACAAAUCGUUUUACGAAAAAGACCCUACAAAUCCUAUGCUUUUAAAGUACAGACCGUUCGUCAGGAGGGCGUUGUUUACCGUCGGCUUGCUGCUGCGACAUUUCAACUUCACCGACCCGGAGGUGAUCGAGGGACUGGCGGACAACAUCAAGGACCAAGUGUUCGAGACCCUGAACUACUUCGUGCAUCUGGACAACGACGACAUCCGACACUUCACGCUGUCCGCCAUCGGCUCCCUGUGCAUACGCCACUACGAGUUCAUGCUGCUACCAGAGCUCAAAGAGCUGUACCACCAUCUGCUCACUUCGGAGAACGCUUUGGUCCACAUGAGGAUUCAGGUGCUGAACAAUGUCGAGGUGUAUCUGCAGGAGGAGGACAAAAGGAUGAUCAAGCAGGACAUGGAGUGGGCGAAAAUGUCGAAGCAGGAGAACCUCAAAGAGAUGGGGGACGUCUCUUCAGGAAUGGCGAGCACCGUCAUCCAGUUGUACGUGAAGGAGAUCCUCGAGUCCUUCCUCCACGCGAACAUAAGCGUUCGACACGCCGCCCUGAAGGUCAUACAGCUGAUCCUGGCGCAAGGUUUGGUUCACCCGGUUCAAAUAGUCCCUUACUUGAUCUGCAUGAGCACGGACUGCGAGAAGGCGGUCAGUCACAGCGCCGACAAGCAGUUACAGGACAUCGAGAAGAAGUACCCCGGCUUCAUUCACAUGAAGUCCCAGCUAGGCAUCAAGCUGAGCUACCGGCUGCAAAAAAUUCUGCAGAACGACAUGACGGUGAGGGGUAUGCGGGUGAAGGAGGGCGAGUUCCCAGGCGCGCUGAACGGUUUCCUGUACACGAUCCUGAGGAACACGAAGCAGCAGAGGAGGGCUAUUGUUCUCUCGUUCUUGAAGCAGUUCGACGAGACCGCGAAAACGAGCUUAUCCCAGAUGCUGUACUUGGCGGACAAUCUCGCUUACUUUACAUAUCAAGUUCAAGACGAGCCACUGUUCAUCAUUCACCACAUCGACAUCAUCAUCUCGAUGUCCGGCAUGAACCUGUUACAGUCGUUCAAGGACGCGUUGUUACCCAGGGAAGGUCAUUCGACGUCCUCCCAGCAGCAUCAACACCAGCAUCAUCAUCCGCAACAUCAGCAACAGCACCAGCAACAUCAGCAGCACCAGCCACAAUAUCACAGUCAACCGACGUUAGGGCCGGACGGUCAGCCCCGGCCCGAACAAUUGUUAUCUGUUUUAGAGGACGAAGAAGACGACGAAGAGGACGAGGACACGUUGCUGACGAGGUUACCGAACGACACCACGUUGCUGAGGGAGUACAUCACCGCCAGCCAAGGGUUCCUCUUGCUGCUGAACCUCAGGCAACACCUGAAGGACCUCUACGGCUUCUCUGACCAGAAAAUCGGCCAGUACUCGCCCACGGAGUCCGCGAAGGUGUACGAAAAGGCGGUGAAUCGCAAGAGCAACCUGCUGUUCAAACCAAAGGCUACCCUGCAGAGACUGAAGGAGGGCGUGAGCAACGCGGAGCUGGACGCGGACGGUAGGAAGAAGCUGGUGAAGGAGUACUUGGACUUCAAGCAGCUGAUGCUGAAGUUCGACCUGGAGGACGGUGACGAGGACGGAAACGAGGCGGACACGAGUGGCAAGCACCAACAACCGGUGGAGAAGGUGGCGCACGUCGAGAUGGACAGCAAAAUGACGGAGCCCAACGUAACGAGUAACUCGGUUCCGAAUCAAUACCCGACGAACAUGAACUCGACGAUCGAGCAUCCAAACAACUCGGUAAACUUGAUACCCGCCACCGGUGCUGUGCCCGCCAUGGCACUGCACACGGGCGCCCCGCAAAUGGCGACACCCCGUGUUCCUAAGUUGACGAUACACGCGCACUCGGACAGUGCGAAGGAGCACCGCAAGCACCGCGCGCACAAAACGGAGAAGGUGAAAAAACACAAGAAGAAGAAGAGGAGAAGAAUCUCCGACAGCAGCGACAGCGACGAGGACUACAGUGACCCUGAUUUUCUAGUGUGAGUGCGGUGGUGUGUCCGCAUCCUGUGUACAUAUACAUACAGACAUACGCUGUGCGGGAGGGUGAGGUGUGCAUGCGUGUCGUCGGCGAGCCUAGGCGUAACUCGUUUCCUUUGCGAGGGAUGUGGAUGAGGGAGAGACAGUGCCGGACGCUACGAAAACGCGACGGACCUCGUCGAGGGCCGCAGGCGAACGCGAACGAAACUUAAUGUACAGAGGACGGUGGUGCUCCUUAGGUAUGCGUGUCUGCGAGUCGACUCGAUGAAAGGGGUACUGAGAAAGAGAGAGAGUGGCGAGGGAAAGAGAGAAUUAUAAUUAUCGAUCGCCCCGCGGUGAUUUUAGGUUUAUCUUGUUGGUUAGGACACGCGGUGGAUGCGCGUCUAAAGAUUUCUCGGUCCUUGCGUGGAACUUGGUUCGAUCGUGAUUACGAUCUUUGCUUUCGCUGUUCUGUUCUCUUAUUUUUCUUUAUUACCGCGCUCCCAUGAAGGAGCGUCGAGACGCCUCGAACCAGGUUCCCUUGAGAGCACGAAUUUUCGCGGGUAACUGUUUGUUGUAAAUACUAUCGAACAAUAACGGAGCAACGUCGAAACGUUUAGUUUUCUUUUCGAGAGUGCGGUGUGUGAAACGAGCGGACGGAUGAACUGUUCGACGCGUUUACUAUGUAUUGUACGUUUUCGUUUCGAGGAUCGAACUCUUGAGCUCGGGAAAACGACGAGAGGUAACCGAAAUAGAAAGCGGGGAAAGAUAGAGAGGGGUUAAGAGAGGACGGAUCCGUUAGACUUGCUCCACAGCAUGUAUAAAUAAGAAAAAGUGUGUAGUAAAGGAAGUAAAGAAACAAACAAAAAAAAAAGAAAAAGAAGAAAACACAUUUGCCUAUGCAUUAUGAUGAAACGUUGUUUGUAAUAUCUGUACAUACAAAUUUCAAGUAAAGUAUCUUAUUUUCUUACAAACUAUAUAGCGGUGACAUUAUCGAAGAAUACUUAAGAUUUUGUUGUAAUAUUAAGUAUUUAUUCAGAAUUCAUGUUGUCCCAAUAUAGUUUGCUUUAUGCACUCGUCUUUGGUGUAUUGGAAAAAAACUAUCGUUUUUAUACAAGCUUAGGAGUAAAACGAACACAGCAACAACAAAAAAAAAAGCGAAAAAUAUGAAUUGUAGUAAUACUCUCGAAACGAGAGGGGAUGAAAGAAGAUAGGUCAGAGCGAAUCUUUUGAUUAACCUUUCGUUUCCUCCGUGAUUAGGAUACCAUAGCGGAGUCGAUCGUUCAGGAAUUUAUAUGGCGUACUCGAGAAUGCUAGUUCAAAUUUUAUACAGCUAGAAGUUAUAGCAGUUUUAUGAAAUUAAGGUUCUUGUGAAAGUUAUUCAAAUUUUUAUACUUGCAAAUUUACAAUUUUGUUAAUUUUUUGGUAUUCCAGUUUUCUAAUUUUCCAAUUGUCAGAAUACUGAACUCCAAAAUUUAGAGGGUGGAUGGAAAGCUAGGUUUAUUUCAGAAAUGUGUUAUAAACUUCCAGAAUUGGCUGUGUAAAGUUUCAAGGGUACGCUAUUCUUAUUAGACUUAGAUAGAAAAUUUGUAUAUGCAAUUUAAGUUUUUUAAGGGUAAAAUUGAAGGCAAAAUCCAAGUCCUCAAAUUUGCAAGUCCUAUAGUUCCUAAAUCUCUAAAUUUUCAAUUUCCUCGAGUCAGAUUUUUAAUUUAUUAAAAUCACCAAAAAAGCCUACGUUGCAUCAAAAUAAAACUUGAGCAGCUGCGAUCGCAUUGUAAAAUCGAUGAAGACAGGUGCAGUUUCCACCAUGCAGUAAUUUUAUAAAUUUAUAAAAGACCAGUUGCCUGCAAUAUUUGCAAAACGAUCGAUUCCCCGUUUUAACCGUGUUAAAUCGGAAAUUUCCAAAAUUGCGAGAGUAAUCGUCACGGAGGAAACAAAAUGGUUUGGGCAGUGCCCAAGACCGGAAGUGCGACACGUGGUUUCGAGUGGAUCAGAAUUCUUUCGUCCUGCGAGAACGUUACCUAAAACGAUCACAUAUUUCCGGUUACUACGCGAUUUUGCAUUUACACAUGUUUCUGUUCGAAAGUGAAGAGAACGAUGAUGGAUUAACGUUGCCACGCAAGCAAUGUCUAUUAGGUGAUACGCUUCUUUCGUUUUAAUCUCGAUUUAAAAGUAGCACUUUAUUGGGGCUCAGAUGUACAUUCAUCUUCUAUAUCUCAUCAAUAAAUCUGGCAGAAAAAAGAUUAAUUGGAAUUCAUUCGAUUAGUGUUUAAGUGUGAAUGUAACUGCGAUCGCAAGGAAUGGGCGCGAAAUUCUCAGGAAUUUUUCUUUGCCUUUUUUUUAUUUAAUUUGUGAAUAUACUGGGUAAAGUAUGGGACUAUUUAUGACGUAACUUAGGUAUAGUUUUAUCUUUUCAAAGAUAAUGCAAUCUCUAUAGGAUUGCUAAUAUUUAUUUCUGUUAAUCGCAAACAGGUUAGCUUUAUUGAUAAUUUUUUUUAAGUCCCAUACUUGAAACCGGUUCCUUUCGUCGACUCGUGCUCAUUUCUUGCGUGCAAAACACCGCGAACCCUCCUCACCCAUCGUGAAAAGUCUUGGAAAAUCCUUCGAAUCUCCCUGAAACCGCGGAAGGAAAGAACUCGCGAUCCAGAAUCUCGAAUUUCAUUUCAUUUCUUUACCGUCCCCGAACUGUGCAAUGCUAGUAGAAAUUAUAAGGUCCGCCGCUCGAAUUUACGAGGAUCCUUUGUAGCAACCCUACCGAGCGAAUACGCACCCUUUCCACGAGUCGAACGCGGACUAUGGAUCCUGGAAAUCCCAGUUAAAAAAAGAGAAUCCAGAUUGGACCACCUGUUGCGCCUGCAAGGGCGUAAAAGAGUGAGACACCGUAUCGAGGGUUGUUUAAACUGUUAACGGGGGUUGAAAGAGGAAUCUAGGGUCGAAGGAGAUGCAACUGUACAAAAUGUUCGCGUGUACAUAAUUUAUUAUAAAAGCAGAUAUACAAAAAUUGGGGAGGUGGAAGGAAUUGUUUGAAAGUGUGUGACUGCGAGAAAUAGGGUGCGAGAUUAAAUGUUUAAAAUAAAGAGAGUGAAGGAACCGUUUCACCACUUUUAUUGUUCGUUGUAAUAAACUUUCUAGGAAACUCGCGUUGACGUAACUAGAGAGUGAAUCUUCGAAAACAUAGACUGGCUACGUAGUUUAAGGAAAGUGAUUUUCACGUUUUUAAAUAUUUAAAUACGCAAACUCCGACUUUCGAAUUUUCAAGCUUCCAACUUUCUAUAUUUCAAAUCUUCAAAAUCUCCGAAAACCCCGAGCUUCAUCUCGCCUAACGAAGCUUUCACCGUUAGGGUUUCAGACUCGCUAGUUACGUGAACGUAAAAUGGAAAAAAUGGAAAAAAAGGAGGUGUAACAUUGUAAAAUUCUAAACGGUUAUAUUUCUUAUGUUGCGUGUAUACAUAUAUGGCGCGUGUAUAUGUAUACAUAGCUCGAGAAGAAAAUGGGGGAAACGCGUGAUCUUAAUAGGCGUUUAUAUUAACGAUUAAAGAAAUUCGGUAAAGCGUGUUCGUGACAAAUGUGAAUGCAAAACAGGCGGAUAAAAAAAGAGGACACUUGUCGAUCCUCGAUCGAUCGUACUCAGCACAGUACGAGGCACAUUUGUAUUAUAAUAUUAUAUAUAAAUAUAAAUAUAUAUAUAUACAUAGAUAUAUAUAUUGUAUCACCUAUGUUUUUGUAUUUGCUAAUCUAACGAGACAAAGAACAGAAAAAAGGCUACAAAAAAGGAUAUCGAAUUAACGAACAGAAGGUUCAUAGAAAGUAUAUAUUAUAUAUUUGAGUAAAUCGUUCGAGAAUUGGUGUUAUCCACGAUUUAAAAAAUGGUCUCAGGGGAGGGGGGAACAAAAUCGUCUCUGUAACUUUCGUCCUUGGUUUCCGUUGUUCCUCGCCAUCUUCCUGUUAAUUUUCUUUUGGUUUCCGAGUAGAGACACGCUCAGGUAACACGAGGGUGGGAAUCAAUGUGGUCCAUUUUGUCAGAGCCGCGAUUCGUCCUGGAUAAUGCCAACGCUCGCUUUUUUUACUCAUAACUUAUUAUGUACAUCGUCGGAAGAAAAAAAAACCGGUUCGUAAAGAAAAAAUAAACAUAAGUAUGUAUCAA
This is a messenger RNA of Megachile rotundata (alfalfa leafcutting bee), 11262 nucleotides long. RefSeq names its product Nipped-B cohesin loading factor (gene Nipped-B). The record is from RefSeq and is a predicted model, not a curated record. NCBI's taxonomy places the organism in Eukaryota, Metazoa, Arthropoda, Insecta, Hymenoptera, Megachilidae. Gene Ontology annotation, biological process: chromatin looping; replication-born double-strand break repair via sister chromatid exchange; regulation of gene expression. Gene Ontology annotation, cellular component: Scc2-Scc4 cohesin loading complex. Gene Ontology annotation, molecular function: chromatin binding; cohesin loader activity.